Lucilia cuprina (Australian sheep blowfly) is the source of this 716-nucleotide messenger RNA. RefSeq names its product CCAAT/enhancer-binding protein gamma (gene Irbp18). NCBI's taxonomy places the organism in Eukaryota, Metazoa, Arthropoda, Insecta, Diptera, Calliphoridae. Bases 152 to 496 code for a protein of 114 amino acids. Gene Ontology annotation, molecular function: RNA polymerase II cis-regulatory region sequence-specific DNA binding; DNA-binding transcription factor activity, RNA polymerase II-specific. The transcript has 2 exons. The record is from RefSeq and is a predicted model, not a curated record. Gene Ontology annotation, biological process: regulation of transcription by RNA polymerase II; DNA-templated transcription.
CAAUUUCAUCACAAAAACACCAAAAAAAUUAAAGUAGAAAUUAAAAACAAAAAUAAGGAAAGUUAAAAAUACGUUGAAAACAAAUUUCUAUAAACAAUAAACUAACAACAAGUUUCUCUUAUCAAUUAAUAAACAUAAAAAAUCAAUAAUCAUGCCAGCCAGGAGAAAAGCUAGUGGUCUCCAAAGCCCCCAAUCCGAUGACACUGAUAAAGACACAGAAGCCUAUCAAUUGAAAAGAAAACGAAACAACGACGCCGUAAAGAAAACCCGUGAAAAAUCUAAACAAACUGCCCAAGUACGUAAAGAUAAUGUCAACAAUUUACGUAUAAAGAACAAGGAGUUGGAAGCCACUAUCGUUGAGGUUAAAUCUAAUAUUGAAUAUUUAAAAAAUGCACUUUUGCACAAAGUCGAUUCAUCUAAACAUAGUGAAGUUAUUCAACAGAUACUUGAACAGGAUUCAGACGAAGAAGAGAAUAAAGAUAUUGCACCAGUGUAAAAACGUUAGAAUAAAACAAACUUACUGAAAUUGACGAAUAAGAAGAAACAUUUAUAAUUUAAGAUGUAAAAUUAUAACAAUUACUAAAAUUUAUUAAAUAUUUUUAUUAACUAGAUCGUCGUUUUUAUAAUUUAUAUGUCAUUCUCGACCAAAUACAGAAAUAGACAACAAUUAAUUUGACUUAACUGCAACAAUAAACUCUGAGAUUUUUUUAUUCUUA